UUUUUAAAGGCCAAAAUGGAAAUAUUGUACAGAACAGAUAUAUAAGAUUGUUUCUAUGAAUCUGUGGUGGAAUUCCUCUGAUAUAUUUACUCUGAAAUGUGUUAUUAGCAAACCUUCUGGACAUCACUGGCUGGAGUGUCCACAAGAUGAGUCUGUUUGCAAAUUAUACUUGGAUAAAUUUUCAAAUGAGAUUUGGGACAAAGGUGAUAAUGGACAGAAAUACAGCAGUUGAAAUAUUUCUAAACAAAAGACUAUAGAAUCAAAAAGGUUAAAAAAGAUUAUAUAUUGUGAUUUUUGAAGAAAUAAAAUGGAAAAGAGUGAGAAACUAAAGGAACAGAUUUUUCCAGAAGAUAACAAAAAAGAGAGGCGAAAAUUAUCACGUGACUGUGAUGUCUGUAAACAGUCCUCUCAAAAGGGUCACUUGAAUAGGCACAAAUGUAUUCAUACAGGGGAGAAACCAUUUCACUGUGACAUCUGUGGUAAAUCAUUCUCUAAAAAAAUUAACUUGACUACACAUCAACGUGUUCAUACAGGGGAGAAACCAUUUCACUGUGACAUCUGUGGUAAAUCAUUCUCUAAAAAAAUUAACUUGACUACACACCAACGUAUUCAUACAGGAGAGAAGCCAUUUCACUGUGACAUCUGUGGUAAAUCAUUCCCUCAAAGUAAUACCUUGACUACACACAAACGUAUUCAUACAGGAGAGAAGCCUUUUCACUGUGAUGUCUGUGGUACAUCAUUCUGUGACCAAAGUGCUUUAAAUUCUCACAUACGUGUUCAUACAGGGGAAAAGCCAUUUCACUGUGACAUCUGUGGUAAAUCAUUCUCUCAAAAAGACAGCUUGACUACACACAAACGUAUUCAUACUGGAGAGAAGCCAUAUCACUGUGAUGUCUGUGGUACAUCAUUCUCUGACCGAAGUGCUUUAAAUUCUCACAUAACUGUUCAUACAGGGGAGAAGCCAUUUGACUGUGACACUUGUGGGAAAUCCUUCUCUAAAAAAAUUAACUUGACUACACACCAACGUGUUCAUACAGGGGAGAAGCCAUUUCGCUGUGACAUCUGUGAUAAAUCAUUCUCUAAAAAAAUUAACUUCGCUACACACCAACGUAUUCAUACAGGGGAGAAGCCAUUUCACUGUGACAUCUGUGGUAAAUCAUUUCCUCAAAGUAAUAACUUGACUACACACAAACGUAUUCAUACAGGAGAGAAGCCAUAUCACUGUGAUGUCUGUGGCAAGUCUUUCUCUGACCAAAGUGCUUUAAAUUCUCACAUACGUAUUCAUACAGGAGAGAAACCAUUUCACUGUGACAUUUGUGAUAAAGCAUUCUCUCAAAAAGGUAGCUUGACUACUCACAAACGUAUUCAUACAGGAGAGAAGACUUAUGAAUGUGAUGUCUGUGGUACAUCAUUCUUUGGCCGAAGCGCUUUAACUUCUCACAUACGCAUUCAUACAGGGGAAAAGCGAUUUCACUGUGACAUCUGUGGUAAAUCAUUCUUUCAAAAAGAUAAUUUGACUACGCAUAGACGUAUUCAUACAGGAGAGAAGCCCUAUCACUGUGAUGUCUGCAGUACAUCAUUCUCUGACCGAAGUGCUUUAAAUUCUCACAUACGUGUUCAUACUGGAGAGAAGCCAUUUCACUGUGACAUCUGUGGUAAAUCAUUCUCUGCAAUGGUACAUUGACUAAACACAAACUUCUUCAUACUGGAGAGAAGCCAUAUCACUGUGAUAUCUGUAGUAAAUCAUUCUCUCAUCGAAAUGCCUUAAAUUCUCACAAACGUGUUCAUACAGGAUAGAAGCCAUAUCGGUGUAAUUUCUGUAGUAAAUCAUUCUGUCAAAGUAGUGCUUUAACUUCUCAUAAACAUGUUCAUUCAGAAGAGAUACCAUAUUCUUGUAAUAUCUGUGGUAAAUCAUUUUCAUGCAGCAGUUCUUUAAUUCA
Messenger RNA from Octopus sinensis (East Asian common octopus), 1940 nucleotides. Its product is annotated as zinc finger protein OZF-like. The coding region runs from base 308 to 1684 and encodes 458 amino acids. The transcript is spliced from 2 exons. Gene Ontology annotation, molecular function: RNA polymerase II cis-regulatory region sequence-specific DNA binding; DNA-binding transcription factor activity, RNA polymerase II-specific. Gene Ontology annotation, cellular component: nucleus. Lineage: Eukaryota; Metazoa; Mollusca; Cephalopoda; Octopoda; Octopodidae. Gene Ontology annotation, biological process: regulation of transcription by RNA polymerase II. The record is from RefSeq and is a predicted model, not a curated record.